Molecule: messenger RNA, 1795 nt
Organism: Pristis pectinata (smalltooth sawfish)
Lineage: Eukaryota; Metazoa; Chordata; Chondrichthyes; Rhinopristiformes; Pristidae
Exons: 13
Coding region: 66-1445 (459 amino acids)
Source: RefSeq, a predicted model, not a curated record
CAGCUGACCCUGGGGUUUGGCUCCAUUCACAGGGCGGAGCGCUGGACAAGCUCCACUGGAAAAAGAUGGAAGUGGUCUCCACGACAUUCCUUCAGAGUGUGCCAGAAGGAUGUGGUCAGCCUCUGCACAGUCAAAGCCUGCAGAAGGUUCCCAACGAGAGACAACAGGGCGGGCUCGUUCCUCAACAUAACCCCAGUGCUGAGAAAGGUGGUAAGAAGGAGGGAAGAGAGAUGGAGCAGGAUUCUGCCCGACCAGCGCACAGUGUCCGAAAUGAGAGGAAGGAUAGUAUUACCGGUGAUCCAGUGAACACCAGAAGAAGUGAUGUUCGUCAGAGUCUGAUGGAGGACGCAGAGCCCAGGACCCAUGAUGACAAGAAGGGCUCUUCUGAGGAGAAACUGGUCAAAUCCCGCAAAAGACCUCCGCAUCGCAGGCAAGAAAGCACAGCUCUUAAACCCUCCCUUCCUCCGACGUCUGAGCAGGAUGCAAAUUUGGCUCCAGAUGUGACAGCUAAAGAUUCGGUCUCAGUUUCAUCCUUUGGACAGUUGGAAGGAAAAGCAAAAGUCAGAGUGAAGAAGACCAGGUUGCAGACAGUGGGAAAGACGACUCGGGAAAGGAGCAGUGCUGCACCCAUCCCUGUCCGCAUUACCCCGAGGGUUGACGGAGUCAGGCAAAUGUCGGAGAGCUUUAGUGUGCCGUGGACGGACUCGGUGCGGAAGCUGCCUGUCAUGAAGAUCAAACCGAAUGAGCUGAGGGUGUCAGGACCACCGGAAAAGAGGAAAAAAACAGGCCUGGGAGCAGGCUCCGAUUUGGAUGAGAAGAAGAUUCAAGGAAGCAUGAGAGUGAAUGGCAAGAAACACGACCAUCGAGACAAGCGGCCAGGGAUUCGCUUUCCCGCUAAAGACGAGGAGAUCAGUGACGAUGACAUCUUCCGAGAAGUACCAGAAUGGUAUUCCCACAGGACAAGUAAAGCAAAGAAGGGGACGGUUGUCAGAUUCAAAGAUGAUUCCUCCUCCAAAUGCAGCAAAAGAGAUUCUCGUAAGAGCAGUGGAAACAUCAAGGACGGCAGACACCACUGGAGUAAAUCCAGCAGUGCCUCCUCAAUGGCUGGCAACGUUAGUCGGACUGGAAAGGACAGCCUUGCAAGAGACCUCUCCAGAUCAAGAGCCCUUCCUCAGAAAGACAGGCAAAGGAAGCAGAGACAUAGAGAACAGCGAUCAGCUGCAAUUCUGGCCAAAAGGGACAAACUAAUGAAGACCUACAAAAUGGACUGUGAAAUCUUUGCCAUUGUAGCAAAACAAUUGAUCGCGCAAGACGCAAGCCUUGAGAAACGGGUGGAGUCGGCCGUCAGGAAGAGCCUGCGCCUGAUCGGUGAGCGUCGUCUUGCCGAACUGAAGGAAACCAUUGCAAAGUGGGACACUGCUGGUGCAGUGAAGAAAUUGAACUGAAUUUUAUUGCAAAGUCUACCACCCAGAUUAUGAUGUGUGGUUCAUUUUACACGCCGUUUCCCGUAUCUCUCUGCAAUUUCCUCUGCCAGUAUUUCCUCCUUUUUAUUGACACUGUAGUUUGAUAGCUGUUGUAAUCCUCGUCUAUAUCCACUGCAGAUGUUGGCAGUCUAUCCCAUUUAAGAAGGCUUCAAGGUGGAAUUCUGAACCUACUCACAUGGACAACAGCAGGAGCAGUGUUUGUUCUUUCCUGGUGCCGGUGUGUAAAAGUUGUUUGUCACCGUGCCUCCUAUCUCGUGCAACUGGUGCUGUAUCCAGGAUCCGGAAUGUGUGCACCCAUUGGCAACAGAAGG